CCGCUUUCUCUUCCGGGCGGCACGAGUCCAUAGCCGUUAAGGCAUCGGGGCUUCGCCUCACCGCCCAUUACAGUUUCCCCUUUUUUCGGUCCUCCGCGUCUCUCCUGCCGUGUCUGCGUUGCUAGGAAGUCUGCCACUGAGAGAGAGGGGGGAUGGGGAAGCGAGGUGGAUUAGGUUUCCAGGAGAGGGACGCGUUCAAGACGAAGAAGCGGAAGAAGGAGGAGAAGGGCUUCUAUGGGCGUCGGGCAUUCUUGGAAGGGAUCAGAGACUACUUGUUCUCCGACUCAUACAUGUACGCGCCGCUGCUGUCCCCCGUUCCCCCGCCUCAUGACGUUACCGUCAAGAAGAACCCUCCUCAGGAAAAAGGUCCAUUCCAAUAUAUUGAAAGAUCUACUACAUCAGUUUCUAUCAGGAAACUAGCUGAUGCAGGUGAAAGUCGUCAUUUUGAAGAUGGCAUUUGAGGCCACAUUAACCUGGUCUGUUGUGCAUCUCAUGCCCAUCGUCCAUUAGAUUGCAGAAUCUGCAAGCUGUCUGCCAUACUGUGAAUAUUCUGUUGUCACUGUAAUGUCUGUAUUUCUAACCUGUUUCUCAAUUUUUUUUUUCUUCUUGUUCGUUGAUAGAUGGCUAUAUGUAGUCUUCAUGUGUAUAAUCUGAUGAAUUCCUUCUUACAUAGGGAAAAUGUUCAUUAUCCUUUC
Nymphaea colorata (pocket water lily) is the source of this 695-nucleotide messenger RNA. RefSeq lists its product as uncharacterized. The coding region runs from base 153 to 461 and encodes 102 amino acids. NCBI's taxonomy places the organism in Eukaryota, Viridiplantae, Streptophyta, Magnoliopsida, Nymphaeales, Nymphaeaceae. The record is from RefSeq and is a predicted model, not a curated record. The transcript has 2 exons.